UUCCAAAUAUUUGAACAGCAAGCGCAGAGAGGAAGGGGGGCCGGAGAGCGGAGAGGGAAGCGAGAGAGGCGUAGUUGAGCAAGUGAGCUAACAAGCUAUAGCCAGCCAGUGAGGCCGAGGGGGACAGUUUAGAGGUGACAGCGGAGAAUGGGGAGGACUCUGCACGCUCGGCGAGUUUUGUCCGCAGAAAGGGUGCUCAAACUCGGUCUCUACCAAUCUGAGAGCGUGUGCUGAAACUGGAGAAACACCGGGUGGAAAGGAAGGAAUGGCUGAUCCUCUGCGGAGGAAUUUACUAGCAAAACUUCGGGGGAAGAAAUCUAAGAAAGGGACGCCGGCUGGUGGAUACAGCGCUGCGACUAAUGGGGGCAGAGAAGGUAAAGGAAAAGUUUCUCAAAACCCAGACGGUCAAACUCAUCCAGUAGUAAUGUUCGCAGAGUUGCAUUGUCUGACAGACAACAUCAUGAGAGGUAACGAGAGUUAUGUGAACGGGAUUGUAGAAAACAAGGUUGGAUUAGAUCGGGAGCAGAGCACGGUAGGAGUUGUUGAGACGAGUGCGUUUCCCCAGCAGGACGAGGCUUCAGCUACCAUGCACAUAAACACUAGCCGGGGGCCGGGGGACAAUCAGGGCAGCGGGUGCUCUGGGUUUAGGGGUCGAGUAAAUGAGGAACUCUUGGGGGUCUCACUUCAAAGAGCAACUCAGUAUGGGGGGAAAGAUAGAGACGAGAUGAUCAGAAUCCAUAAACAAGGGCCCGGCUACUUCUCGGGACAAGUACAACAAGGACACAUAGGGAGACCGAACGAACAGAGAAAACACUUUGUCCCCAUUCCGCGACAGUAUAGCGCAGGGGAUUCAAUAGGGUUUGGGAGCAGUAGUCCUAAUAAUCACAUUAUAUACCACAGAAGGCCUGAUGGGGUAGUUAAAGUGACAAAUGGCCACUAUCCUGCUUCAAAGAGUAAUGAAACAAAUGUCUACUUUGACAAAGACCUAAAGACUCGAGUAAGCCACGGGAAGGUAGACGACUCCUGCCAUCAAACUGUGUACAACUACAAGGAAGACAACGGGCAGAGGUCUAUAAAUGAUUUUAAAGGGAAGGUAAACGUGCAUCCUGGCCACAACCAAAUAUUGAAAACAAAUGUUACAACUAACGGGACGCAAAUGUAUCCGCCGGGUAUCCCGUGUGCGCAUCAUCUGGACAGUAAUUACACCGAGGAAAACAUUGUGAUUAGAAACAUCGAGAGUUACGGGAGCUCGCCUGAAUUUACAGGGGACAACAUUAGGGUGACACAUUUGCAGAGCCCGACAAUUUUCCCCAUUGAAUUGGAGAUAUGCGACGUUAACGUGGCCUCCCAUUUCAUAUGCGCCAGAGAAGGAACACUCAGACACUACUCUCUAGAUAGCGAGGAUGAUGAUUAUUAUGAUAAUGUAAUUCUCCCCUUUUAUGUAUCGGAGUCAUUAGGUCCAAAUGAUAGAAAAAGCUCUGAUAAAGUAGAAGCUAUAGAGUCGGGAAAAGAUGUUCCAAAAGGACAUGUCAUUAGUGACAGUGUGCAGGAGACAGACAGACUACAGAGCCAGUUAAAAGAGGCAUAUUACCUUCUUAUAAACACCAUGCAUGAUAUUAGUUUUGAUGGUCAGGUCAGUGUCAACGGUUUUAUAGAUCAGGCGAGCUCCUCCAGUCACUCUCAGGACAGUGUGUGUUCGCGGUUGUCCAUCAAGCAUGUGGACAGUGACGCUUGGUCGUCAGGAGAGCACAGUGCCCAACAGGUGUCUGACACAGACUCCAUCCUGUUGUGCCUGCUGAAUGAAAACUGUGAUCCGUGUCUCAAAAAUAAUUUCAUUAGCAAGAGUCUCAUGAACCUAUCUGCUAGCAGGAUUGGGCCUCACUUACUGCGUUCCACUAGUGACAGAGCUAUCAAAUACCCCAGUGGUGUGCACAAUGCGCCCUGCAUCCAGGCCCUCGGUUCCCAAAGCCCUGCUGUUGUUGGGGCCUGUGAGGAUGGGGAUGGAGCAAGUAGGCCACAGGCUGUUGGAGCCUCUGACCCGUUUGAGAAACAGGCCUGCUACGAUGGUGGCACGAGCAGCGACGACCUGCUUCAAGACACCGGUGACGACUUCAAGUUGAACGAGAGUAGUGGCUCGGUCAACAGCCUCACCGGGUCAUCUGACAACGCAUACACCCAGCAGGGUGGUAAAAGCAAGCGAGAUGGAGAGAUGAGCGCAUGGGACCGGGGAGGCUCUGCCAAGCCCCAUGGUGUCACCGUCAACAAGAUGCAGGAGUGGAUGCACAAAGGCCGUCUGUUGUCUUCGGAGAUGAAGCAGCGCAUUGCAGGCUCCAUGCCCCGAACCCAUGGCACCCACGGUGGCCUGGAUAGUGCACCAUGGCCCAGCCAGGGCCAGGCCAGCUCAGUUCCAGGUGGAUCUAAACCAGCAGCCCUGACGACCAGAGUUCACAGGGCCAUACCCGCCGCUGUGGUCCCAUGCCAGAGCCAGGCAGUGCAUCAGUCAGCUCUGAUAGAGAAUGUCCACUCCUUCUACUCCAAUGGCCGCGAGGUUGGCGAGGGCAAGGCCAGCGAGCUGUCACUAUGGAGACCCCCACUCAACACCAUCACUGUCUCCAAGAAACGCAACUGGCUCCAGCAGAGCUCCGGGAGGCCGCAUCACACCACCCAGGACGACUCCCAGUGCAUUCUGGGAGCAGAAGAGGACAAUGGACAUGGACACGCACCCCGACCCCCUCCUAGCCCCUUCCCGGAGUACCUAAAACCCCCCGGACCGCCGCCCUCCCGGCCCCUCCGCCUGCACCAACCCCAGGUGAGCAUGUGCCACGCCCGCGUUGGGCCCCAGCCCAGGGGUGUGGACCCGGCCGAGGAGAAUGAUGCGGACGACGAGGGGGAGAUCUGGUACAACCCCAUCCCUGAGGACGAAGAACCAGAGCUGCCUCACAUUUACAGACCCGCCGCCACCCCCCAGGUCAGACUGAUGGUCCCUACACGGCCUCAGGAGCCCCAGGCACCCCAGACCCAGAGGAGGCCCAGCCGGGGAGGGGGGGCCGGGCGGGCCCUGGAGGGCUGCAGCCCAGACCUGGAGGGUGUGGGGGAGAGCCUGGGUGGUGGAGGUGGAGAGGGGAGUCAGCAGGGGAAUGCUGUACAUUCCAUGGAGCCGUCAGUACAGCUGCACAGACAGAUGCUGCUCACGUGCAAACCUCAGGAGGAGGGGCCAUCCAGUUCCAGCAGAGCCACAGCUACAGCAGAAGGCCCUGACCUAGCCACCCCCGGCUUCUCGCCUCCCUCCAGCCCCAACCCUGCUAAGAAGGGAAGCUCCCUCAACUGGUCGUUCCCAGACAAGAUCAAGUCCCCGCGCACCGUCAGGAAACUCUCCAUGAAGAUGAAGAAGCUUCCGGAACUCAGCCGCAAGCUCAGCGUCAAAGGGAUCCCUAGCAACAACAACAACACCAGUGGUAACGGAGCCAGCGCGAGUAGCCAAUCAGAGACAAGGACCCAUUGUCCCAAAACAAAUAGCGGGACAGAACCAGGCUCGGCUCCUCCCAGGUUGUCCCCAGGGGGCGGGCAGGGGGUGGCUGCCAGCCGUAAUGUGAUCUCAAGAUAUCACCUGGACAGCAGUGUGUCGACGCAGCAAAGUUACAGCAAGAAGAAGAGCAGCGGGACCUCCAAGUCGGCUAGCAAGGGGGGCUACCUCAGUGACGGGGACUCCCCAGAACUGGUGGCCAAGUCUGGGAAGCACAGGUCCUCAGAGGGCAAGGGAGGCAAGGUGAAGGAGAAAGAGAAAGACCCUGCCACUGGAGGAGGAGAGAGAACAGGAGCAGGAGGAGUAACAGGGGGAGGUGGCAGCUCCAAGCUGCACGGCACAGAAUUAGACAUUGACGCGUUCCGCCACUACGCCUUCACAGAACAGCCCAAGUGCACCCAGUACAUCUCAGGCCUGAUGAGCCUGCACUUCUACGGCGCUGAGGACCUCAAACCGUCACGCGUCGACUCCCGAGACGUCUACUGCGCCAUCCAGGUGGACUCGGUCAACAAGGCGCGCACUGCCCUGCUCACCUGCCGGACCACCUUCUUAGACAUGGACCACACCUUCAACAUCGAGCUGGAGAACGCCCAGCACCUGAAGCUAGUGGUGUUCAGCUGGGACCCCACACCCAAGAAGAACCGGGUGUGCUGUCACGGCACUGUGGUGUUACCGGCUCUCUUCAGGGUGACCAGGAGUCAUCAGCUGGCCGUGAAGCUGGAGCCACGAGGCCUGAUCUACGUGAAGCUGAACCUGAUGGAGCAGUGGCAGAAUUCCCUGGACGGAGGCUACGAUGGGGACCGGGAGCGACAGAUGUUUGGGGUGGAGGCCUGGAGGGUGGUGGAAAGGGAGAACACCGGACUCAUGGUGCCCCUGCUCAUCGAGAAGUGCAUCACGGAGAUUGAGAAGAGAGGCUGCCAGGUUGUGGGCCUCUACCGUCUAUGUGGUUCAGCGGCAGUAAAGAAGGAGCUUCGGGAGGCCUUUGAGAGGGACAGCCUGGGAGUGGAGCUCUGUGAAAACACCUACCCUGACAUCAACGUCAUCACAGGUGUGCUGAAGGACUACCUGCGUGAGUUGCCCUACCCCCUCAUCACUAAGCACCUGUAUGAGGCUGUGUUAGACUCCAUGGCUAAGAGGCCUCUGCGUAUUGGAGCAGGAGGAUGUGAGAACGACCUGGCAGACACGGAACAGACUGUCAGCCUGCUGGAGAACCUGCCAGAGGUGGAGAGGUUGACCCUGCAGAGGCUGCUGGACCACCUGAAGCUGGUGGCGUCGCACCACGAGGUCAACAAGAUGACGUGUCAGAACCUGGCGGUGUGCUUCGGCCCCGUGCUGCUCAGCCAACGCCAGGAGGCCAGCUGCCAUAGCAACCGCGUCUUCAUCGACUCAGAAGAGCUGGCCAGUGCCCUGCACUUUAAGAAGCACAUCGAGGUGCUGCACUACCUUCUGCAGCUAUGGCCAGUGGUGGACCCACAUGGCAAGACCUCGUCCCCCAUCCUGGAGCAUCCCGGCCCAGCCGACCAGCCUGCCGCUCCACCCCUGCGUCGGAGGAAGGAGCGCCCCCAGGUGCUGAACUUGAGCGAUGCAGAGAUGGCCGGGGUGCUGCGGCCCAGGCCGGGCCGACUGGACAGCCCUAGCAACCGUUACGCCGGGGACUGGAGCCGCUGUGGAGAGCACUACUUCCCCCCUCCUCUGCCCCAGGAGGAGAAUGACUAUGAUGAUGUUCCUUCUGAGGAUAUGGAGGUCACUGAGGAGGGACAGGAAGGAGAGGACAGGGGGCAAGAGUGGGGAGAGGAGCUGAGACAGGAAGGAUUACUGGACAGGGGACAGAAGGAAGGACAGGCAGAGCCACCCACAGCAGAACAUGAGGUGAUGGAGGGACCUGUAGAGAAGGAGGAAGAGGAGAGAGAAGCAGAGAAGGAGAGAGUGGAGGAGAGAGAAGCAGAGGAGGAGAGAGUGGAGGAGAGCGAUGUCUCCAGUGGCGGUCAGCCGUCAGACGACAGAGUGUGUGCUGACGAUGAUGAUGAUGAUGAUGAUGAUGAGAGCAUCCUGCCCCUCCACCUCCCCAAAGAGCACACAUACCAGGCUUACAUGAAGAUCCAGGACAUCAGCCCUGUUCUCAGCAACAGGGUCAACCUGCGAGACCUGCAGGAGAGCAUCGACACGCUCAUAGGCAACCUGGAGAGAGAGCUCAACAAGAACAAUCUCAAAGUUGGCUACUGACUCAACACAUACUCAGCCCAACAGGCUACUGACUCAAACACACAGCCCAACAGGCUACUGACUCAAACACACACACAGCCCAACAGGCUACUGACUCAAACACACAUUCAGCCCAACAGGCUACUGACUCAAACACACACACAGCCCAACAGGCUACUGACUCAAACACACACACAGCCCAACAGGCUACUGACUCAAACACACAUUCAGCCCAACAGGCUACUGACUCAAAUACACACACAGCCCAACAGGCUACUGACUCAAACACACACACAGCCCAACAGGCUACUGACUCAACACACACUCAGCCCAACAGGCUACUGACUCAACACACACUCAGCCCAACAGGCUACUGACUCAAACACACAGCCCCUAAUGAUGGGAAAGGCUUAACUAAUUCUAGGGGCUCGAGAAUGGUGAGUUGUUGGGGUUCAGGAAUUGGGCCCAGGGUCGCCGUGGUGACACAGUUAAGACGACUCAGUGGCACGUGCACCAGUGUCGUGUCUUGCGCUCCUGCAGAACUCUGGUGUUUAGAACUCUGGUGCGUGAUUGGCUGGACACUUAAUUUAGCACCUACCCACAAGACAUUAUUUGAUGUUUCAUUAAUGUUUUGCUUUUGUUGACUUGUUUUUACAUGUCGUUCAUGUUCUGUUGUUGUUGUUGAUGUUGCUUCUCUUCUUAUUAGAAGAACCCAUUGACCCCCAGGGGUGUAAACGGUGCCUUAAUUGUGUGAAGGUGGGACGUUAAGGCAGGGGAGAGCUUUUCUAUUGAGGUACGAAACAUUAUGACGUACAACAAUGCACUUAUGAGGCAGGCUUUAGUGUAUAGAAUAUGUCAUUUAGGUAUAUGGUACAUGCAGUAUAGCUGGCUAUGGACUGGGAGGAGAAUGAGGGAGGGGGCUAGCCCACUGAACCCUCCUCCUCCUCGGGUACGAGUACAAACGUAUCGUACAGUCACAUAUAUAUCUGCUCCAAUACCAUGAAGAAACACAUAAAUGAGGAGAUAAUGGGUGAUAAGUGUUUCUCUCUAGUUGCUAGAACAGAGUAGCUAAUCUAAAGCAAAAAACUGAGAUAGAAAAAAAAGUUAUGUGAUGUCAUGUAUUUGAAAAAUCAAUAAGUGAAUAUUACAUUGGUGAAAACCAUUAUCUGUUUUUCUUUUACCCCUUCUUCCCCAACCUCCCACAUGAUCUAGACCAGGGUUUCCCAAACCUCCUCCCUUGUACUUGAUUGAUUAAUUAAGGUAAUGAAUUAGUAAGGAACUCCC
This is a messenger RNA of Coregonus clupeaformis (lake whitefish), 7009 nucleotides long. It is a transcript of the gene syde2, whose product is annotated as synapse defective 1, Rho GTPase, homolog 2 (C. elegans). Lineage: Eukaryota; Metazoa; Chordata; Actinopteri; Salmoniformes; Salmonidae. The record is from RefSeq and is a predicted model, not a curated record. The transcript has 7 exons. Gene Ontology annotation, biological process: signal transduction. Bases 266 to 5746 code for a protein of 1826 amino acids.